Gossypium arboreum is the source of this 2037-nucleotide messenger RNA. RefSeq names its product EH domain-containing protein 1-like. Gene Ontology annotation, biological process: endosomal transport; endocytosis. NCBI's taxonomy places the organism in Eukaryota, Viridiplantae, Streptophyta, Magnoliopsida, Malvales, Malvaceae. The transcript has 16 exons. Gene Ontology annotation, cellular component: intracellular membrane-bounded organelle; cytoplasm; plasma membrane. The record is from RefSeq and is a predicted model, not a curated record. Gene Ontology annotation, molecular function: protein binding; calcium ion binding; GTP binding. The coding region runs from base 252 to 1886 and encodes 544 amino acids.
AUUCCUGCUGGCAAAUUCAGUUAAAAGACCGGUAGACACAUUGUAUCCAUGGCGAAGGAUUUAAUAUCAAGUUUUAAAUAUCCCAAAACAUAGCUCCAAAAUUUUCUCUCGUCUCUCUUUUCUUCCUUGUCUAAAUUUUCUCUACAUUCAUUCCGCCAUUGUUCUUCCUCAAGUCAAGUGUUCAUUAACCAGAAGAGGACAGGCUCCGAUCACUGGUUUCAUUUGAUUCACACAAUUUUUCUCAUUGGAAAAUGGAGAUCGGAGCCCCUCGGAUCGGUUCAUGUUCCAAAGAACACCAAAAAAUUUAUAAAGAAUGGUUUGACGUAGCUGAUUCAGAUAAUGAUGGCCGCGUUACUGGAAAUAAUGCAAUAAAUUUUCUUUCUAUGUCAAAUUUAUCGCGACAAGAGCUCAAGCAGGUGUGGGCGAUUGCGGAUUCUAAGAGGCAGGGAUAUCUUGGUUUCAAAGAAUUUGUCAUUGCUAUGCAGCUGGUUUCGCUUGUACAAGAUGGCAAUGAACUAUCACAUGAUAUCUUGAAGGGUGAUGUGGACUUUGAGAAUGUCAAACCUCCUAAAAUGGAGGGUUUGGAUGAAUUAAUUCAGAAGAAGAAAAAUCCUUCUAAUUCAAGUAAACCUGAUAGCGAUGGUAAUUCUCCAAGACAAGCAUCAAUUACAACUCAAUGGUUUUCGUCAAAACCAUCAAAGAGGUACUUGUCCAAUGUGACUUCAAUCCAAGAUGGCUUAAAGAAAUUGUACACUCGAAAGUUGAAGCCAUUAGAAGUUACAUAUUGUUUUAAUGAUUUUGUAUCCCCAUUGUUGACGAACAGUGAUUUUGAUGCCAAGCCAAUGGUUAUGCUGUUGGGUCAGUAUUCCACUGGGAAAACAACCUUCAUUAAACACAUGCUUAAAUGCAGUUAUCCAGGAGCUCACAUUGGACCUGAACCUACGACUGACAGAUUUGUUGUUGUUAUGUCUGGAACUGAUGAAAGAAGUGUGCCAGGAAAUACCAUAGCUGUUCAUGCUGACAUGCCAUUCACUGGUCUCAACUCUUUUGGAACUGCAUUUUUGUCAAAGUUUGAGUGUUCUCAAAUGCCACAUCCCCUAUUGGAGCACAUAACAUUUGUAGAUACUCCAGGAGUAUUGUCAGGAGAAAAACAAAGAACACAAAGAGCCUAUGAUUUUACAGGUGUAACAGCAUGGUUUGCUGCAAAAUGUGAUCUUAUUCUUCUUCUGUUCGAUCCUCACAAGCUAGAUAUAAGUGAUGAAUUCAAGCGUGUUAUUUAUUCUUUGCGUGGUCACGACGACAAGAUUCGUGUCGUUUUGAACAAAGCCGACCAAGUUGAUACCCAACAAUUAAUGAGAAUUUAUGGAGCUUUAAUGUGGUCACUGGGGAAAGUCCUUAACACUCCUGAGGUUGUGCGUGUAUAUAUUGGAUCAUUCAAUGAGAAGCCUGUAAAUGAAGGUUUCACAGGUCCGAUAGGGAAAGCACUGUUCGAGAAAGAACAAGAAGACCUUCUUACUGACUUGAAAGACAUCCCAAAGAAGGCUUGUGAUCGACGAAUAAAUGAGUUUGUGAAACGUGCUAGAGCUGCGAAGAUACAUGCUUAUAUCGUUGGCCAUCUUAAGAAGGAAAUGCCUACUUUUAUAGGGAAAGCUAAGACUCAACAUAGACUUACUGAUAAUUUGGAAGAAGAAUUUGUAAAAGUUCAAAGAGAUUAUCACUUACCUCCAGGGGAUUUCCCAGAUGUGGAAAAUUUUAAGGAGGUACUGAGAGGUUACAGCUUUGACAGAUUUGAGAAGCUAAAGCCAAAAAUGAUACAAGAUGUUGAUGAAAUGUUGGGUUAUGACAUCCCAAAUUUGUUGAAGACAUUAAGGAACCCUUAUGAUUAAUUAAUUUAAUUAAUGGCCCCCCCAUACUCUUUGAUUCAUCAAAUCUUCACUCAAUUCUUUUUUUAAUCAACAAACAACAACAGAUAGUUCCAAUACUCUCUCCAAUUUAUUGUAAAUCCAUUUCUAAGAAAGGAAGAAACAACAUUUUAGA